This is a messenger RNA of Paramisgurnus dabryanus, 1370 nucleotides long. It is a transcript of the gene nppb, whose product is annotated as natriuretic peptide B. Lineage: Eukaryota; Metazoa; Chordata; Actinopteri; Cypriniformes; Cobitidae. Gene Ontology annotation, biological process: cGMP biosynthetic process; neuropeptide signaling pathway; receptor guanylyl cyclase signaling pathway. Gene Ontology annotation, cellular component: extracellular region; cytoplasm. Gene Ontology annotation, molecular function: hormone activity; hormone receptor binding. The record is from RefSeq and is a predicted model, not a curated record.
UUGGUGCUAUAUAGCACCGUUUGUUUUUUGAGUGUUCAGUGUCUUGGAAAUGUUUUGUAACCCUCUGUUGAUUGAUAUUUUUCAACCAUGGGAACAUGUACCUGCUGAGUAAGCUAAUGUCUUUUUCAGUUGGAUGAUACUCAGAAAAAAAUCCUUUAGGACCAGGCACACUUCAUUAAUAGUUAAAAAGUCAUUUUAAUGGAUAACAGGUAUGUACUACUUCAUAUUUAACUUAAGUCUUAAUGUGAUUGGUUGCUUCUGAACACUGCCACGAUCACUAUUGUAAAAGGGUGUGCACACUUAUGCAAUCAGGUUAUUGUACAUUUUUUAGUUUUCACUUUAUCAUGGAAAUUAUUCCUAUUGUUAUUCACUUUAAUAAAUAGGUUGCAAUUUCACAAUAAAGAUGGAACAGGUUCUGACAUGAUUCAUCUUGGUUUUAUUUGAUAAAUCACAAAAACCUGCUAUUUUUACAGGGGUGUGUAGACUUUUUAUAUCCACUGUAUGUACAUUCAUCAAUGAAGAGUGCUAUAGUAACUCCCUCCUUUAGUCAUUGUGUCAUAUACUGCCAGUAAAUUCUUUUGAUAUGAAGGAUUUCAGGGAAGCAGCAUAUGAUGGACUGGUGCUCACAGAUACGUAUGGCUCAUUCUGACUGCUUUAAAAGGAGUUAUUUCCGACAACAGACACUAUCAGAAUGAAGUGUUGGAAUGCAGCAGUCAUUCCUCGCAUAACUAGCUUUUAGGUAUAAAAGACUUUGAGUGUCCACUGAUAGAGAGUAUACAGAGAACAAGCAAAGAAAAUCUUUACACAAGAGACGAAAGAGCACAGAAAACAUGAGAUCGUUUGACAUUCCUCUGGCUUUAGGCUUUCUAUUCCUCCUCAGCGCUCAGAUGACGAACACUUUACCCCUACAAAACACAGUCUCAACCGCUGAGGACAUGGACGUCUUGAAGCUUCUUCUACAGCGACUUGAAGAAUCCAUUCCUGCUUUAUCACGAGACCAAAGAUUAUCCCGGGAUGAUGAGAUCAGCAUUGAAGAAACACCCAUUCAACCUCAAAGCAAGAUGGACAUGAGAGAGUAUCUAUCCGCUCGGGACCUGAAGACAGUCCGACUGGACUCCAAGAGAUAUUCCGGAUGUUUCGGAAGUAGACUGGACAGAAUCGGGUCCAUGUCAUCCCUGGGAUGUAAUACUGGCAGCCGAACGAGUCCUAAGAGAAAGUGAUGUCUUAACCUUCAACUACAUCAUUAUCUGUAACAUUGAGUCCAAACAUUGUUCUUAACUAUGCAUAUUUAUUUAGAUAUUUAUUAAAUUGUUUAAAUGGUGGGGAUAUAUAUUUAUAUGUGUCUUUAUUUUUGUUGUCAGUUCAGUCAA